GAUUAUAUUUCUGACUAUUUUAAGAUGUAAAGGAGUUGAGCAUUUUAUCCUGGAGCUUAUUGACAAUUUACCAGACAUGGAGAUGAGAAUUAAUGUCAGGGACUAUCCACAGGUCCCAAAGUGGUCCAGUCCUCUGCCUGUUUUCUCAUUUAGUAAGACAAGCAAUGAGAAUGACAUCAUGUACCCAGCAUGGACAUUUUGGGAAGGGGGGCCAGCUGUGUGGCCAAUUUACCCCACAGGACUGGGGAGAUGGGAUCUAAUGAGAGAUGAAAUUGACAAAAAAGCCACUGAGUGGCCUUGGGAGAAAAAACAGGCAAAGGCAUUUUUUAGAGGAUCAAGGACUUCUGCUGAGAGGGAUCCUUUAGUACUUUUGUCUCGUGAGGACCCAAGUCUUGUGGAUGCACAGUACACUAAGAAUCAGGCCUGGAAGUCUGAUGCUGACACAUUACAUGCUCCACCCGCCAAAGAGAUCAAGCUCGAGGACCACUGUGAAUACAAAUACUUGUUCAACUUUCGUGGAGUAGCAGCCAGUUUUAGAUAUAAGCAUCUUUUUCUUUGCAAGUCUUUAGUUUUUCACGUAGGAGACGCAUGGCUUGAAUUCUUCUACCGAGCGCUGAAGCCCUGGGUACACUACAUACCAGUGCAAACAGAUCUUAACAAUGCCAGGGACCUUAUAGAAUUCGCCAAAGAAAAUGAUGAAGUUGCAAAAGGAAUGGCUGAAAGGGGAUAUCAAUUUAUAAAAGAUCAUUUACGAAUGAAAGAUGUGAAGUGUUACUGGAAAAAGUUGUUGAAGAAUUAUGCCAAACUGAUGCAGUGGAAACCUGAAAGAAACUCUAGAUUUCAACGAAUAACACCAUAGGAACAAUAACGAAUUUAAAUAACAAUCUUAGGAUGUAACCUUGUCUUGAAACUCCGAAAACUGCGAACGCCAGAAUUAUGCAUGGAAGUUUUGUGUUUCAAGGAAACCUCUCCUAGCUCGAGAUUUAAAUACUUUUCCGGCAGUGUUCUCUCGAUAUUUAAAGUGUCUUAGUUAUUUUAUACACCCGUUUGCAAGUGAUUGCUGAACUUUAUUGUGAUUGGUCAAGAAAACAAUUGACGUGUUAAUAUAUUUGUGCACGGUUUA
This is a messenger RNA of Pocillopora verrucosa, 1123 nucleotides long. Lineage: Eukaryota; Metazoa; Cnidaria; Anthozoa; Scleractinia; Pocilloporidae. The record is from RefSeq and is a predicted model, not a curated record.